Messenger RNA from Trichomonas vaginalis G3, 666 nucleotides. RefSeq lists its product as uncharacterized. The record is from RefSeq and is a predicted model, not a curated record. The transcript has a single exon. Lineage: Eukaryota; Parabasalia; Trichomonadida; Trichomonadidae. The coding region runs from base 1 to 666 and encodes 221 amino acids.
AUGGAAGAUUCGUUUUCAGGACUUGAUACACCAAUUAAAAGUCAACAAAUUGGAAAAACGCAAAUACCUCCUCCUGUUAGUGGACAAUUCUCUUCAUUAUUAUCUUCUGCUUCAAUAAUGAACCAUAACCUAGAAAAUUUGGAAUCAAGAGUCAAUACUUGCAAUUCAGUAUAUAAAUUAGCUACAGAUACAAAUGAAAUUCGUCAAAAAGAACAAACUCAGCAUAUUAACAAUAUACAAGAAUUCUUAAAUAAUCUCGAGUCUAGAUUAGCUCACAUUGAAACAUAUUUAAAGGAAUUGCCUGAGAGGGUUCAUACAGAAGCAGCAAAACAAAUCCAAGCUAAAAGUAACUUUGAAGAUAUGAAAAUGCUUGUUGAAAUGAUGGAUAGAGAACUGAGUGACAGAUUUGAUAAUUUAGAAAACAUAAUCGAAGAAAAUGAUAAGAUUAUGACUAAAACAUAUAAAAAGCUCAAAAAUGAGAUGGAUCAAAUUGGAAGUAUUCAGAAAAAUGAGAUUGAAGUUGGAGAAAUCCAAAAUCAAUUAAAUAUGAUCGAACAAAAGAAUAAACAGAUGCGUUCAAUGGUUGAAACACUAAAAGAUAGUGUAACUGAUAUUAGCAAUACGAACUCAGUCAAAACUACAAACGGAAGUAAGAUUUACAACUGA